AUGGCAGCCACAACAAUGACGGUUGCAAUGCCGGGAAGUUCAGAGCCUCCAAUUGUGUCACAACUCACUGUUCCAUCAACAAUCAACCCCAUACCAAUUUCUCAAAACUCUGUCACAUUAAAUGUAAACCCUAUAAGUUCUUCACUGCCACCGUCACAACCACCACCACAAAUGAACACAGCAACAAACGCUGCAAAUCUUUCUCACAGUGCUGCUAGUUUGAUGUUUUAUUCCACAUCUUCUUCGACUUCAUCCGAUGAACAGCCGGAAAGGAGGGGGAAGAGAAAGAGAGAAUGGAAGGACUUCUUCGAGAGGCUAAUGAAGGAGGUGAUCCAAAAGCAAGAGGAUUUGCAGAAGAAGUUCAUAGAAAUGUUGGAAAAACGUGAACGGGAUCGGAUGAUCAGAGAAGAAGCUUGGAGAGUUCAAGAAAUGGCGAGAAUGAAUAGGGAACACGAACUUCUAGUCCAAGACAGAUCUUUAGCGGCGGCCAAAGAUGCAGCAGUUAUGGCAUUCUUGCAGAAAGUGACAGAACAACAAAACCCACAAAACCCAAAUGCUGUUCCUCAAUUUCAAAUGCAUAUACAAUUGCCAGAAAACACAUUGCCAACGCCACCACCUCCGCGGCCAUCAUUGCAACAAACGCCACCACCACCGCCACCAACGCAACAAUCGCCACUACCAGCGCCACCGCCACCAACGCAACAAACUUCACUGGCACUGGCCGUGAAAAAUGUGGACACUGUGAAAACUGAUAAUGGUGGUGAUAAUUUUACUCCAGCAAGCUCUUCUAGAUGGCCAAAAGCUGAGGUUGAAGCAUUGAUUAAGCUUCGAACCAAUCUUGAUCUUAGGUAUCAAGAAAACGGGCCAAAAGGACCGCUCUGGGAGGAGAUAUCUGCCGCGAUGCGUAAGGUUGGGUACAACAGAAACUCGAAAAGGUGCAAAGAGAAAUGGGAGAACAUCAACAAGUACUUCAAGAAAGUGAAAGAGAGCAAUAAAAAAAGACCUGAAGAUGCCAAGACAUGUCCAUAUUUUCACCAGCUUGAUGCUUUAUACAAAGAGAAAGCCAAGACUGAUGGUUCAUUCAAUCCAGGGUCAUUCUCUAUGAAUAAGCCAGAAAACCCGAUGGUUCCGAUAAUGGUUCAACCCGAACAGCAAUGGCCUCUUCCACAGCAAACCAACCAGCCUGAUUCGGUAAUGGAGGAUCAAAACAGCGAGAAUUUCGACCAGAACGAUCAUGAGGAUGAAGAAGGAGAGGACGAUGACGAGGAAGAAGAUGGAGGUGGGUAUGAGAUUGUAACAAACAGGCCAUCUUCAAUGGCCACCACAGUUGAGUGAGCGGAGAGAGAAACAAGUUGAAAUGUGGGUGUUUGGGAAGUGACUGUGGUUUUUCGAACUGGGUCAGAUUGCAGAAGUUGUCACACGGACGAGUGAGAGAGAGAGAGACACACAAAGAGAGAGAGAGAGAGAUGGGGAGAGAGGGAGAGGAGGUGGGUCAGAUUCCGAUUGGCAGGAGGUGGGGUGGUAAAAAUUUGAUAUACAGAGGAAACACAGUGGGGGGUGUAAGGCUGUAGUGGUUACUAUAAGGUUUUAUUUAUUUUUUUUUCCUUUUGAAUUUGAUUAUGUAUUUAUUACUUGCUAAGCAAAUAAAUUGAGGGGUGGGGUUUUGAAGAGUUAUUUAAAUAAGGGGAUGGUGUUUGUAUUUUUCUUUUUAUUAAUGGGGGUGUAAAUGUGAGAAUUGGUUAAUAUUGUUUU
This is a messenger RNA of Ilex paraguariensis (yerba mate), 1752 nucleotides long. Lineage: Eukaryota; Viridiplantae; Streptophyta; Magnoliopsida; Aquifoliales; Aquifoliaceae. The record is from the annotation of a GenBank genome assembly.